AUGGCGCACCCGGAGAGACACGGGGUAGCGGGCUUGAGGAUUGAAACAUCGUUCCGUGAGAAACAAUCAGGAUGGCCUGAUGAAGACGAGGGGAGGGGGAGAUCGACGACGGGUGGUGAUGGUAUCGAGAGCGACCGCACCAACAAUCAUGACUACAACGCGCGCCGCGGCGAUACUAAUGAAGACCGCAGUCUCUACAGUGAUUUGCAUUCAGCUACGCCUCCCAUCUCCGUACCCCGCCCGGAUGGCCGUCCAGCGGACGAGGCCGAGGAGUUCCCCCACAAGCCAGAUGAUAUUCCCGGCUCCCCGCUUGAUGACUACUUGAACAAGCGCCGUCCAUCCAUCAGCUUCAACCCCAAAGUCUCUCUCGACUCCGGUCUGCAGCGCCCUCUGGAAGAGCCUCUCGUGAAAGGCGACGCCAAGAAUCCCCCCCCGCAAAAGUUCGAGUCCCGGACCUCUGGUCUCCGGAACGCUCUCACUCAAGAUGAAGGCCCCGUCGAUCCGAAGGCCCAACCUUGGGGCUGGGAGAACAAGCGGUCGCCAGACCAGCGUGGCAUCCCGACCGGAGCUUCCCGUCCACGCCCUUUCAUUCCUUCAGAAGAUGGCGCGUCGAUUGCAACGACCGAACUCGAACAACCGACUUCACUCACCUCGCUUUCAACUGCAUCACCAGGCGAUGAAAUCCGGACUCCACCCGAGAACAAAGAUGUGAUGCUGUCACCCCUCUACAUCACGUCGCCAACUCAGUCAUUGGCGUCCCCUGAGGACCGUAGUUCCUCCUGGUCGGGGGGUCAUAUGACACCCUUUGGAAGCAAGCGCAGCUCUACGCUGGACCGUAGCGGCAGUUUGCGAAAUACCACGCGGCACAGUUCUCGACGUUCCACCCUUUCUAGCGGCAAAUCGCCAGCGAGCAUGUUUUUGUCCAUGUGGUCCUCUGGCCGGGAAGAGCCAGUCACCCAGCCGGACGAUGAAGGCCAAAUGGUGGGAACAGACUAUGUUCUUGGAAAACAGAUUGGCUUUGGCGGCUUCAGUGUUGUGAAGGAGGCAUAUAAGGUUGAGGAGUAUAACGAGCCCAAACGACUUGCAGUUAAGAUCGUGAAGAAGCAUGUAGCGGGCCGGAGCGAGAAGGAGAAUGAGGACGUGCAAGCCGAAUUCGACCACGAGGUUCGGGUGUGGCGAUAUCUCAGUCACCCUCAUGUCUUGACUUUGGACUCCGUCUAUGAGACGGAUUUCGCGACCUUCUGCUUCACCAAGCUCGCCAUCGGUGGUACGCUGUUCGACUUGGUCCGCCAGAAUCGAAAGGGCCUCAACACUCAGCUUGCGAAGAAAUACACCUACCAACUUGCAAGCGCCAUCCGCUAUCUUCACGAAGACGCCCGUGUUGUGCACCGUGACAUCAAGCUGGAGAACUGUUUGCUUGAUCCCGUUGAAGCACCCGACGGCUCCAUCUCCUCGAAUCUGGUCCUCUGUGACUUUGGUAUGGCGGAGUGGAUGACGAUUCAUAACGGCGGUGACUCUCCUGAUCCUUAUGACGAGGUUGCCGAUCGACCUCCCCCAAGCAAAUGGGCCCCGCAGGCUCCAGUACCAGUCGGUGUUAUCCACCCAUCGGUCGAUAUCUGGGCCUUUGGCGUGAUCGUGUUCACUGUUAUCGUUGGCUCUCGUCCCUUCCAAGAUUCCUUCGCCCCUCGUAUCCAAGCCAAUAUCCUCAGCGGUACAUGGAAUCACGAUGCUGUGAUCGGUAAGGUGGCCGAUGAAUUCUUGCGCCAGGAUCGUCGUGACGCCCUCGAAUUGGUUAAGGGGUGCCUGGAGAUGGACGUUGAUAAGCGAUGGACCAUCCGCGACGUCUUAGAAUGUGCCUGGCUCCGCGAGGUCGCCCAGACCGCCGAGGAAAACUCCCCGGACUCUGUGUGGUGA
This is a messenger RNA of Penicillium argentinense, 1914 nucleotides long. RefSeq lists its product as uncharacterized. Lineage: Eukaryota; Fungi; Ascomycota; Eurotiomycetes; Eurotiales; Aspergillaceae. Gene Ontology annotation, biological process: microtubule cytoskeleton organization; intracellular signal transduction; protein phosphorylation. Bases 1 to 1914 code for a protein of 637 amino acids. Gene Ontology annotation, molecular function: ATP binding; protein serine/threonine kinase activity; tau-protein kinase activity. Gene Ontology annotation, cellular component: cytoplasm. The record is from RefSeq and is a predicted model, not a curated record. The transcript is spliced from 2 exons.